Exaiptasia diaphana is the source of this 504-nucleotide messenger RNA. RefSeq lists its product as uncharacterized. NCBI's taxonomy places the organism in Eukaryota, Metazoa, Cnidaria, Anthozoa, Actiniaria, Aiptasiidae. The transcript has a single exon. The annotation marks the transcript as partial. The record is from RefSeq and is a predicted model, not a curated record.
AUGAGUUCUACAACUGAAAUUGUUGCCAAACUGGAAGAAUUGUCUCGUAAAUUAGAAAAAAUCAAUACACUGGAAGCUUCACUUGAACAUCUCAGUGCUAAGUAUGAUGAAGUUGUAAUGACUGCCGAUUCUCUUAAAAAAGAGGUUCACUAUCUAAAAGUAGAGAACAGCAGCCUCAAAGCGCAAGUAUUUGCCUGUCAAGAAAAGGCAACACAAAAUGAAAUUGACAUCAAUGAGUUGGAACAGUAUUCUAGGCGGGAUUGUCUAGAAAUACGAGGUAUACCACAGAGUCGCGAUGAAGAUACAGAUGAGAUCGCGAAGAAAGUCGGAGAGCUCAUUGACGUGGACUUGGAAUACGAUGACAUCUCAACAAGUCAUAGGCUCUCAGAAGGACCUCAGACAAGAAGCGAUGGAGUUCAAGUAAAGAGAAUACCAGCAAUAAUUGUUAAAUUCACGAAGAGAUCGGCUCGUGAUGAAUUCUACCAAGCGCGAAAGAGACUUAAG